Dibothriocephalus latus is the source of this 471-nucleotide messenger RNA. The record is from the annotation of a GenBank genome assembly. NCBI's taxonomy places the organism in Eukaryota, Metazoa, Platyhelminthes, Cestoda, Diphyllobothriidea, Diphyllobothriidae.
AUGAUGUUAAGUGUUUUUUCUUCAAAUUAUUUUUCCCCAGGGAAACAGGUUGUCGCUCAAGCCCUCAAGGCCCAGCGUGCAAUUACCAUCGGAGUUCAUACUAAGGGCAAGCGGAAGGUCAUGAAGACUGUCCGGUUCAAACGCCCGAAGACUUUCAAGCCUCCACGCUGUCCUAAGGAUCGUCGUUUCGAAAUUCCAAAACGUAACAAGCUGGACGCAUUCCGGAUUAUCCAGCACCCAGUCACGACAGAAGCUGCAAUGAAGAAAAUCGAAGAUAACGACACCUUGGUGUUCGUAGUCGACAGACGGGCCAACAAGCCUGCAAUAAAGGCAGCAGUUCAGGAGAUGUACCACAUUAAGGUUGCCAAGGUGAACACUUUAAAUUGCCCGAAGAACAUCAAGAAGGCAUACGUGAAGCUGCCCCCGGAUUACGACGCCCUCGACGUUGCUAACCGCAUUGGCAUAAUAUAA